AUGGGGUUUUAUGAAUGCUUCCUUACGGAUGUUCCUAAAUACAUUAUUGGCCUUUUCAUUCCCAUGCCAGUGCUCUAUGGGGUCUUCCUCUAUAUGGGAGUAGCAUCUUUAAAUGGAGUGCAAUUCAUGGAUCGCUUGAAGCUGUUUCUGAUGCCAGCAAAACACCAACCAGAUCUGAUCUAUUUGCGCCACGUCCCCCUCCGCAGAGUUCACUUGUUCACCUUCAUCCAGAUCCUUUGUCUCACCCUGCUUUGGAUCCUGAAAUCCACUGUGGCAGCCAUAAUCUUCCCAGUCAUGAUUUUGGCCCUGGUGGCUGUGAGGAAGGCAAUGGAUUACAUUUUCUCUCAGCACGAUCUCAGCUAUCUGGAUGAUGUUAUGCCAGAAAUGGACAAGAAGAAGAAAGAGGAUGAAAAAAAGAAGAAAAAGAAAGGUAGCAUUGACAGUGAUAUAAACUAUUCAGACUGUCCAGCCAAUGAAAAUAUUCCCAGUAUAAAGCUAUCCAUGGAGACGAUGGCGGAGGAGCAAAUGAGGGGAGAGAAACCCUCAGAGAGUGAGUAG
Neoarius graeffei (lesser salmon catfish) is the source of this 558-nucleotide messenger RNA. Its product is annotated as electrogenic sodium bicarbonate cotransporter 1-like. Gene Ontology annotation, molecular function: sodium:bicarbonate symporter activity; solute:inorganic anion antiporter activity. The record is from RefSeq and is a predicted model, not a curated record. Lineage: Eukaryota; Metazoa; Chordata; Actinopteri; Siluriformes; Ariidae. Gene Ontology annotation, biological process: regulation of intracellular pH; bicarbonate transport; transmembrane transport. Gene Ontology annotation, cellular component: basolateral plasma membrane; plasma membrane. Bases 1 to 558 code for a protein of 185 amino acids. The transcript has 6 exons.